CGCUCGGGCUCCUCGACGUCAUCAGCGAGCGACGGCAGCUGGGACUGUUGUGUUUUUUUCUCGAGCCGCGUUCGGAUGAAACUGUGUUUGUCGUUUCCCUGACGAGGAGAUCAUGGUAGUUUCAUUAUUCCACACGCAGUCUAGAUGCCACUAAGGAGACACCUGCGACCUGCCAUCGAUAACCUCCGUGGUGGGAAAGGCUUGAAAACGACUUAAUAUCCACACAGGAAGUGCGCAAUCUUCAACGCCGAAAAGUCUAGAGGACCAAAGGACAGGAGAGGAGACGACUGUGUAGAGGGGGAGUUGGGGAUGGGGUUGGAGAGCCAAAGGAGGACGUCAUGGUUCACAGCGGCUCUGCUUCCCCAAUGAGAACAUCACCUACAGCAUCGCCUCAUUUAACUGAUCCUGCUACAGCACCUCCUCUGCAAGUGGCACCUCCCCUGGUGCCUCCCCCUAGAGAUACCUCUGGUCAGGGCCUAACACAGACCCCUGCAAAACACCUCAGCACAGACCCUACCUCUAUCCGCCCCCCUCAGCCCUCUACUCCGUCUCCUGCUGAUGCAGAACCUCCCGUUGUAACACCAGCAGAAGCACUUACAAGCAGCUCAAGCCCAGCCUCAUCCUGGUCCUCUACGCAGACAACAACCCCUGCUCAGGGCCUAUUCAAUGGGCGUACAUCAGGCAGGAAGAGGACUCCUAAGGCCUGUGAUUGCUGUGGACCCAACAGUAAAGGACACAAUGUCAAAACCCCGGGCAGAGGGAGGGGGAAAGGGAGGGGAGCUGUCAAGGACCUCUGGGACACCCCAAACAGAAAAGUGGGGGCCCAGCUGACACGUACCAAUAGCUCUGAUUUGACCAAGGAGAUGGGAGAGGAAGCAGAGGAUGAAAAUGACACGUACGAGAAGGUGCAAACAACUGUAAUAAUGGCUAAUGCUCACACCCUCGCUGAUACACACACCCUUCCUCCCCUGCCUGUCACGUCCCUGCAGGACGGAACAAUAAGGAACUGUGCUGCCCCACAGAAAGCAUGUACGCAGAAUGAUGAGGACAUGUUGAUAAAGGGGUCGGGGGUUUCUGGCGAAGGAGGAAAAGGAUGUGGGGUUAACAGAGAUGUGGAGAUGAGACUGUCGGGAAUGCCAGCCAGGAGAGCGUUAGUCGUCAGAGGUAGAGGGAGGGGAAUGAUGACAGGAGCAAUGUUUGCAUCGAAAAUGAAAGUAGAAGUUAGAAUUAAAAGCCAAGCCGGGAGUUGUGUUGUCACUGGUUCUAAAGUGGACGCUUCAGCUCAGUCAUUGGUAGCGCACAGUCUGGAGGAGAACAAAGAUGCACAGAUGUAUCACGGGGUGCAAACUCACCCCAGCACGUUUAAAUCUCCGUUCUGUAAUGGGGACACAGUAAAUCUGACUGACUCCGAAUCUGAAGAAGAGGCCGAUUUGAUCAUGAGUGAACUGGGAAAUGGACUGUUAUCCAUUUCAAGACAGUCAGGCCCUGCAUCAAGAUCGGAUACGCCUCAGAAUAUUGACUCUGACGUGGACCAGGCUAAUGAAGGAGCAGACCACGGUUCUUUACCAGUAACUCUGUCUAAUGGAAAUGUCACCACAUCGACGGACCAUGACCACAGAUCCACACCUAUGGAAGUGGAAACCUCCCAGUGCCCUAUCACAGUGUACGGUGUGCAGCACCACUGGGCAUUAGGAGACCAUAGGCUGUACUGUCAGCCGGGAACCUGGGAGAAGAAGCCGAUGGAAGAAGUGUCGGGGAAGGAACUGUCAGAAGAAGCAGGGAUGGACGUGAAGAUGUCGAAUGAAGAAAGUCUGGAGCGGCUCACUGAUAUGGUCAAUGAUUUUCUGGAGAGCUUCUACAUAAAGUACGGCAGUUUCAUUCCUCUCACUGAGACAGACGUCCUGGAACACCUGAAGAAGAACGGCAACUCUGACUUCAGCAAGUGGUUUGUGCACGCACGCACGCACACACACACACACACACGUCCAAUCGAGCCUAUGAAGGUGGAAUUGAUGACUGGUCAGGCUGGUCUGCUCUCCGUCGCAGGCUUCAUGGUGAUGUAUAACAAACACUCCCUGGGCCUGGAGGACCUAGGUACACUGGAAGAACAGAAUUGGCUUAAUGACCAGAUCAUCAACAUGUAUGGAGAACUCAUUAUGGAAGCAACACAACACAAGGUUCAUUUUUUCAACAGCUUUUUCCAUAAGCAGCUUGUUGCCAAGGGUUACGAUGGUGUGAAGAGAUGGACUAAAAAAGUCGACCUCUUCUCCAAGUGGCUGCUGCUAAUUCCAAUUCAUUUAGAAAUCCACUGGUCUCUCGUCACGGUCACCAUGGCAACCAAAACCAUCAGUUACUACGACAGCCAAGGCAUCGUCUUCAGACACACCACAGAUAACAUUAUGAAGUACCUCCAGUCUGAAGCCAGAGAGAAGGAACAGACAGCGUUUCAGAAAGGCUGGAAAAUUACUAUCAUCAAGGGAAUUCCUCAGCAGAGAAACGACAGCGACUGUGGAGUUUUUGUCCUGGAGUACUGCCGUCGUCUGUCAGUGAGGCAGCCGCUGCUGUUCAGUCAGGAGGACAUGCCUCUCAUCCGAAAGAGGAUCUACAAAGAAAUGUGUGACUGUCGCCUUAACGACUGAACGACCAAAUAACAUCCUCCUUCUCUCGCUGACUGCUUCUGAGACCUCCUGCACAAGUAUGUCAGGCGGCCAUUUUCACAGACUGUUACACAAGCUAACACGACCACGGUCAGCCAUUUUCCAGUGAACUCGAGCUGCCCGUCGGCCCGUGUGACGGACGGCAGAGUGGCCGUCACUUGGGACUUUUCGUGAUGUUAAGAGUUUAAGUUUUUUUCUACAUGCAAGCUUGCAAAGAACUACUGACGUGGACCCCUACUGACCCCAAAAGAUGCUGGAGCCCGCACACUUCAGGUUUGCUUUCUACAUUAACCACCCCCCCCAGAGGAUUUCAACCAAAUGGCCCAACAGCCGCCUUUCGGAACACAGAGGGGUUCUGACUUUGACUGAGGAUGCAGGCGUCGGAGCAGCCUGGACCAAUGGGAAGGACUUUCCCUCACAAAUGGAAUGGCCUUAUAUCCUUCAUGGCCAUUUUAAAGUGAAUAAAGCUUUUUUUUUUUUUAAAGUUAAUUUGAUGCUGAACUUUUUCAGCUGCAACAUGCCUACAAUAACACACAUUGUCUAACAUGUUUAAUGAAGGUGUGUGAUUCAGUGGACCAACAGUUCACUUUAAACUUGAACGUUUGAGCUGGUUGCAUUCUCUCGGACUUCAGAUUUAUUUGCACGGUCAAAGGCCUAGAAGUAGAAAAUCCGAAUGUACUGAUGGUGUUUUCUUCCCCCGGCUGUGACGGAGCGGCACAGAGCCUCAGUUCUGCUUGAAACAGGGAGAUCAUGAGUUGUUUUUUUUGUGUUCAUUAGGUUUUUCACAUCUGCUCUCCAAAUCAUUUCAUAUUAAAUUUCCAGUUUUUUCCACCACAUACUUUUCUGCCGUUCGGCCUGUUUUGCUCUGAUCAUGUCCUCAUGGGUAAGAGUUAGGUUUUGCACAUGCGAUGACGUCAGUGACGGUUUGACUUUAGAAUCCAUCGGUUUGAGUUGAAUACAGUUUCUUAUGCUUGUUAGUAAAUUCGACGUUAGCUGUUCAGUUCGCUGCUGAGAUGUUUUUUUUGUUGUUUGUUUUCAGGCAUUUCUUCAGCUUUAUGUUGUCAUUCACAGAGAAACAAGUGAACCUCAGUUCUUUUGAUUUACAUCUUCUGUCCAACCCGGAUUUUGUUGUUGUAUUCAUUUAUGUAUAUUUACAGAUUGUAUUGUACUUUUACUGGCCUACUACUGUACAUACUUGCUUUGACUAAACACCACAGCAGUUUCUGGACUGUUUUUAUCGUUGUUAUUAAAAAGCCAAUUCUGCCGGGA
Molecule: messenger RNA, 3926 nt
Organism: Hippoglossus stenolepis (Pacific halibut)
Lineage: Eukaryota; Metazoa; Chordata; Actinopteri; Pleuronectiformes; Pleuronectidae
Exons: 10
Coding region: 339-2639 (766 amino acids)
Biological process (GO): protein desumoylation
Cellular component (GO): nucleus
Molecular function (GO): deSUMOylase activity
Source: RefSeq, a predicted model, not a curated record